GCGAGACACGAGCUUUAUAUUUAUAACUUGGCAUAACUAGCAUGGUGAGAACAUUUUUUGAACAAAUCUUCGAUUAGAAUCUUCCAUUAAAAUAACGCCAGCUACUCUCGCGUAGCGGUGGUAUAAGUAGAGACUGUCAGCCUUUCGGUGUCUUCGUUUAUUAUUACGUGUAAAGAAAAGUAUAUGCAUCGCUCUAAGUGCGACAAUAAUGAAUAAAAUCUAACGAUAAUAAAAGUGUGCGACGUUUGUUAUACCAGUGAAUAAAGGAUUGCAGCAAAAAAAGUGUCUUCUAUACUUGGUUCAUUUUUACAAAACGACAGAUACAUACAAAUAUAUUUUUGAGUGCAGAAAAAAAAACAGUGCAAGUACACAUAUAUUUUUGAGAGAAAUCUUUGAGAGAUUAUACACGAAACUGCUUCGUACGUACACGGCGUGUCAGAAAAGCACAAAAAAAUUGCUCGCGUCUCGGCAACAAAAACAAGAAGACGAUUCUUCGCCGCCUCUCCCCCUGAUCUCCGUUUUCGGAAAUAACAGUUCCGAAUAAUAAUCUCGUGCAACAUCGGCGUUGUCAAUAAUCAUUCAAGCUGGACGCCACAAAUUUCGAAACGAACGAGACAGGCGCCGCAGCCGCGCAGAGGGUCGAAGACGCGAACGUCAACGACGACUCUAGCAAUCCAUCGUCGCCCUCACCAUCCCUCUCGUCAGCGUCUUCAACUUCGUCCGAAGAGAAGAUGGAGAUCGCUCACGCCCCGUCGUCACCGCUGGCCAUGAACAACGAGCAGCAGCAGCCACAGCUAUCGGCACAGCCGCAGGCUGCACCCUCACAGCAGCAGCAGCAGCAUCAGCAGGUUGCUCCCCAAUCACCCCAGCACCAGGUACAGCAUCAGCAGCAGCAGCAACAGCUGCACCAUCAGCAGCAGCAGCAGCAGCAGCAUCAAUCUGCCCCUGCUAACGCCGGCAGUGGCAUGCAGCAAUACUGCGUCUCCUGGAAUUCAUAUGCGUCACAUUUGCAAGGAGCUUUCCCCAAGCUGCUGAGCAGCGAGCAAUUUGUAGACGUUAGCCUGGCCUGCGAUGGGGGUAGUUUCAAGUGCCACAAAGUGGUACUCUCCGCUUGCAGCGAGUACAUGGAGCGAAUUCUGCUGGAUCUGCCCUGCCAACACCCAGUCAUUUUCAUGACCAACAUGGAGUACUGGGAACUCCAGGCGCUGAUUCAAUUCAUGUACCACGGUGAAGUUUACGUUGAAGAGGCAAAACUCAGGCAACUGUUGAAGGCUGCCGAUGCUUUACAGAUUCGUGGCUUGUCUGGCAAGAACACCGAUUUGAAUGGAGCUAAAGAUGAACAUAACACUCACAAUAACAUCCACCAGCAGCAUGCUCAUCACAGUACACCAAAAGUACCUACGAGCAACGCAGCUUCCACCCCAUCAGCUUCCAAUGCCUCGUCCACUGCUGGAGAUUUCCCUCAGGCUGAUGACAACAGUGCUGAUGGAUCUGAUUGCGAUUUGCAUAACAUAAUUCCAACCUUGCCAGCCGGAACUACUGCUGUUCCAACUUCAGAGAACUUAAGCUAUGACACUGAGCCAAUCCAAGAAGAUAUGCAUCAUUCUUACGAUAUGAGUCUUGCUGGCGGUUCUUGUGAAACAUCUGUUGUAGAAGGUCCUGGUACAGUUAAACUCGAGCCUGAUGAUCAUCAUCACAACAUGAUGGGAUACAAUGAUAAGAACAACUAUUCUGUCAACAUGGUUCCAGUGAAUGCCUCAUGCCAACCAAGCAGUCCUUUCCCUGCUAUAGAAGGUAAUGACUUCGUUGGUCCCAGACACAAAAAUAUCCAAAAUGGUCAGAACGGCCAUAACUUAAGUUAUCAAAAACGUCAACGUCGCUCAGAAGCUGAACUGAAACUAGCUGCAGAUCUUGUAUCUCGUGGAAUGACGUUCCAAGUCGCUUCAGAACAAUACAGUAUUCCCAUAAGCACGAUCCGGUUCUACAUGGCUCGCAAAGGUAUUUUGCAAAGGCGAAAGCGCGGCCGAGGCUCCAACACUAACGUUAAUAACAGUGCAAUGAUGUCGAGCAAUAACAUAAUGAACAAUCAACCAAACAGUCCUACAGGCAAUCCACCGUUUCACAUGAUGAAUUAUCGUUUACCGGAAAGUCUCAAUUCGAGUCUUCAGUAGUCAUCAACUGUAAGUGCGUCAUCAACAUCGUCUCCUCGUUUAAGAUUUCAUGUACCUGAAGGUCUUGAAAUUUUACCGGGGCAGAUAAUGCAACGUCGCUUUAAUGAUGACGACUCCCCGCUUUAAUUGUUAUUAUAGAAUAGCAAAAACAAACUUCCUACACGGUGAAAAAUUGAUUUCUUGCGUAUUAACAUCAGCAACAGAUCUCAAAAAAUUGCAUAACUUCAUCUCUUAACAGGACAUGGGUCUUCUUAAUCAAUUAUUUUGCAAACACAUUGAGCCAUUUUGAAGAAAAACUGGUAGUACUGAAAACUACCAAUUAUUAGAUCGAUAACUCACUCCAAUCGUGCAUAAUCAAUUUAUCUCAUUUUUUUUAUCAUGCUUUUGAUAUCUUUUUAUAUCGUAAUGAUGAUAGUUGAUACUGAUUGUUAAUAUUUUUUACCAUUUCAUAUAUUCGAGACUCCAUCCUAACCACAUUGUACAUUUUUUUACUGUUAUUUUUGAGUAAUUCACUGACAUUUUCAUACAUUAUGUUUUUGCUAUUUUGAUUUAUUGUUAGGUUUUUAAGUAUUAUUCAGUAAACAUAUACCUUACGGUAAAAAUCUAGACUGUUAUUCAAAUUAAUCAUGACUUACAGAUUAAUCAAUUGAAUAUUUUUAGCUUUAAUUUAAAGUUCUGAACUGACUUUAUGAACACUUGUAAAUAUUAAAAUAUAAUGUUCCGAUUAGCGAUGAUGUUGUGAUGAUUGCGUGAUGUUAUCAAAAGGGUGUAUCAAAAUUAGUUUCACAAGCGAGUACUCUUUAAUUUUAUACAAUUGAUUACUAUGGAGUGUUUUAGUUACUUUGCUAAGUAUGAACCAAUAUUUGGAGCUUUGAUUUCUUCAUUUGAGGUACCCUUUUGAUUCAAAAUUACAGCAAACAUGAAGCAUUUUCUAUGUAGUGUUUCUGGUUUUGGUGUUUAAUAGCUUGAUACAUAUUUACAUUUGUAUGUAUAUUAACUUGAAGCUAUAUUGACGAAUAUAAACAAUUAUUCGUUUGACAAAUGAAUCGUGAUUAGCAUUUUUUGACAUAAUGCAAAUAUAAAUACCGAAACUGAUGCACCUACUCAAAAAAUACCUCAUUUAUAUCUUGUGUGAAGGAUUGAAAUUGAGAAAUCACUAAUUAUCAAUUCCACCUAUUGUAUUAUAGUUGAGACAUCUGAAAACACAUCUGUUGGCUAAAAAAAGUAGUGACCACCAUUUCUAAAUGCUUUUUUCGUCUUACUUUUGCAAAAUAAUUACCUAGUUCCUGGUCGAAUUGCAGCUACAUGGCGAUUGACAUAAAAAAAAAAAAAAAAUGAUGGGUUUCCUAGCUUAAAAAGUCGAGAAUUGUCGUACAAUUGAUGGAAACAAACCCUGCUACUAUAAUAUAUAAAUUGUAGUAGUUCUUUUUAGCCUCGUGUGACGAUUGUAUUUAUGGUGAACAAAAUUAACUGAUACACUAAUAAUCACUCGGUAGAAUACUGUCUUUGUAUACCGAAUGAACUAAGUCGUCAGAUGUAAAGUAAUGUAAGUGUAAUAAUUAAUAUUAUACCAUAUACUGAAAUAAAUGUAAUUUACAUAGCUAUAAAAACAAAAACUUUAUAUUAUAAUGAGAAGUGUGAGUUGAAGUUGUAUUCUUUAGUAUAUAGAUAUUUUUGUAGCAGUAAAUGUAGAUUUAUUAUAAAACUCAUACUUAUAGUAGAUGAAAGGCAUGACAUUGAAUGUUGUAAAACUAAAACGUCAAGUAUCGUGAAGAUAGCUUUCGGCCUCUUAAUUUUUAAUAUUAUCGAAUAGAUGCGUGAGCGGAUUAAUAUUCGUAACUCACUAGUGUAUCAACUCGUAUUACUCGAUUCGGCCCAUCGAAAUUGCUAUUUCAUUAAGGAACGAUUUGUGUGUGAACCAUAAAUCUAAAUACGAACAAUAUUUUUUUACUGCCAAAUCAACUUUUCACGUAUACUUCUUUUCUUUUAUAAUGUUGAUAUUGAAACUAACGUCGCUCACAAUUUGAGAUUGUUUUGUCAAUUUUUUUUUAUAACUAUAGAAUGUAUUGUUGAUUCACGAAAAGCAAUUGUAGUGCAAAGAAAUAAUAAACGUCGAUAUGAUAAAAUGAAUAUUAUAAUUGUGCAUUUAUUGAAGCUCAGGAAUAUUGCACUUCCGUUGCUUUCGAGAAAAAUUACAAAUUUGAAACAGAAGAAAGAGAAAAUAAAUCAUGACAGUAUCUUUAGCUCUGCAAUACUUGUUACAAAUGCAUAAUAAAGUACGUAUAUAAAUGAUCUGAGAAAGGAUAAGCAAACAAAUGAAAAUUUUGUGCAAAAAUAAUAUUAUAAAAUGAACGAUUGAAGUAACAUAGCCAUAUUUUUUCAUAGUCGAUGCAAUAAUCAUCCGCAGAAUACAUUGAAUGAAUAAUAAAUGAAAAAUGAAUCGUUUUAAGUAUUUUGAGGAAAGAGUGCCGAAUACAUACUUAUAUACUGAUAAGUAAAAACAACUUCAAUCGACUAUUUCUAUCGAAAUAACGCGUUGCAAGGUUUUAAAAUUAUUUUUACACUAUUUUUUACUACUAUUACAUAAUAAAUAGACUUAAUUUUUUAUGCAGUCUUAGUUAGUAAUAUAUAAUUUUGAUUGUACAAUUAGACUGAUCGUACGAACUGAAACAAAAUAAUACUAAUUAAAUUGUACUUUUUCCUACAUUGCGUUCGAAUCAUGUUUUUUUUUAAAGUUAAUUUGUUAUUUUUACUUUUUGUUUAUCUCGAAAAAAUUAUAUUGUUGAACUGGCGCUGAAAUAAGAUGUAUACGAUUAAUUGUUACGCUUUAGCCAGUCGGUAUAUAUUGGGAUAAACACGAGUCGAUACAAAACAACUUUACGACAUAUUCCUGCAUCAUCAUGCCAAUAAACAAUUUAUCCUAUUA
Molecule: messenger RNA, 5097 nt
Organism: Trichogramma pretiosum
Lineage: Eukaryota; Metazoa; Arthropoda; Insecta; Hymenoptera; Trichogrammatidae
Product: broad-complex core protein isoforms 1/2/3/4/5-like
Exons: 4
Coding region: 732-2171 (479 amino acids)
Biological process (GO): regulation of transcription by RNA polymerase II
Cellular component (GO): nucleus
Molecular function (GO): protein binding
Source: RefSeq, a predicted model, not a curated record